Drosophila grimshawi is the source of this 1322-nucleotide messenger RNA. RefSeq names its product transcription factor Ouib (gene ranshi). The record is from RefSeq and is a predicted model, not a curated record. Gene Ontology annotation, cellular component: nucleus. Gene Ontology annotation, molecular function: DNA-binding transcription factor activity; RNA polymerase II cis-regulatory region sequence-specific DNA binding; zinc ion binding. NCBI's taxonomy places the organism in Eukaryota, Metazoa, Arthropoda, Insecta, Diptera, Drosophilidae. Bases 33 to 1157 code for a protein of 374 amino acids. Gene Ontology annotation, biological process: regulation of transcription by RNA polymerase II. The transcript has 5 exons.
ACACUUAAUCCAGGGUUUCAUUAAAUUGCACAAUGCUUAAAAACAUGUGCAGAGCCUGUGGCAGAUACGCAGCCGGCGAGAAAUCUUUAAGAAUCUUUGAUAAUAAAAAUAUGCUUUGGAACAUUCAAGUUCUUACGGGACUAAUUUUGGAAAAUGCUAAAAGUUUACCGGACCUCAUCUGUAAUUUCUGCCAAACAGAAUUGCGCGAUUCAAUCAGAUUUAGCGAUAGAGUUAUUGCAGUCCAGCAGCAGCUCCUGUCAUCGUUAACUGAGGACGAACUUCAGGAAGUAUCCGAGGAUUAUAGAGAGGCCGUAAGAGAAAUCAACACGAGUAACUUUGAAGCUAAGUCCGAAUCCAAAAUUAUAGACGAGUCAGAGGAAGAGCUCAUAAAUAAAGCCGAGCACGAUGAAAAUCAGAUAGUUAUUGAAGAACAUGGAAACCAUGAUAAUCUACUAGAAUACGACAUCAUCAUCGAUGAUAACCCAACAACACAAGAUGUAGCAAAAAGCGAGAAUCCCUCUGAUUCCACUGAACAGCAAAUAGCGACUUGCAGCGAAGAUUGUAAUAAUUCACCCAUUGAAAAUUACAUGCAACCUGAUUUAGAUGUAGAGUGUGAUGGAGUGCCUACAAGUAAUGAAAUUCCUGUGGCCCCAAAUUCAGCUAAGAAGAAACGUGGUCGAAAGAGCCUCACAAAUGGCAUUUUCGUUUGCGAGGAGUGUGGCAAUCAUAUAUCGGGUCGCAUGUCCUUCGAACUACAUUGCAGACGACAUCGUGGCGAUAAGCAGUUCCAAUGCGACGUCUGCCAGGAUCGUUUCUGCACUAGCUCCGAGCUGAAAAGUCACAUGCGGAAACACACUGGAGAACGUCCCUUUGCCUGCCAUUAUUGUGAUCGUUGGUUCGCGGACUACAGCACUCGGGUGAAACACGAGCGGACUCACACCAAUGAACGACCUUAUGUUUGCCAGAGUUGUGGGAAAGGCUUCACCACCACCUACAUACUGAAGAACCACAUGCUCAUCCAUUCCGGCGAACGUGCCUUCAGAUGCGACUUGUGCAAUAAAUUAUUUAGACGGCAAACGCAUCUUAAUACGCACUGUCUGUCAACCGCUCACAAGCGCAAAAUGGAGCGUCAAAACAAGGGAUUAAAAGUUAAUUGAUAAUUUUUGAUUGAUUGAUUGAUUAUAACUAUUUCCCGCCAUGAGAGUUUUCUUUAACUUCUAAAAUAUGCUAAGCAGAAUACAUAAUUUUAUGCUCACAUUUAUUUAUUUAAUCUCAACUAAUAUCAGAACUCGAAAAGUGGAAAAUAAAAUAAAUAAAAAUCA